This is a messenger RNA of Rhodofomes roseus, 2134 nucleotides long. Its product is annotated as cytochrome P450. Lineage: Eukaryota; Fungi; Basidiomycota; Agaricomycetes; Polyporales; Fomitopsidaceae. The coding region runs from base 399 to 2117 and encodes 572 amino acids. The record is from RefSeq and is a predicted model, not a curated record. Gene Ontology annotation, molecular function: monooxygenase activity; iron ion binding; oxidoreductase activity, acting on paired donors, with incorporation or reduction of molecular oxygen. The transcript is spliced from 15 exons.
AAUCCCGAUGAUUCGGCGUUACGGAAUAUGGAAUUGCACUUUGGUCGUCCGCUCAGGCUGACCAACAGGUGUUUGUGGACUCAUGUCAUGUGUCGUGACACCUAGCUAGUACGCGACGAAAGCCUGGCGAUGGCACAGAAAACCCUUGGAUAUGGCUCAUUGGUACAUCGCCCGCGGUGGACUCACAGUCAUAACGACAUCCUGCUAUUUCGGCCCGUUCUGUUAUGUAUGAAGAAGCCUCUGCGUGAGAAGUAGAACCGUGCGUACUUCAUACGUCUUGGACAACCUGGCCUUCGAUCUUCCCGGCACAUAAGGAGUGCUGAUGCAUACGGGCCGCGUACUCAUCCGUUGUACGCUACUCGGAAUUAUGCAGAUUCAGUAUAUCUACCCGUCUGAUCAUGCACCAAGGUCCACCAAUAUCAGCCUUCACAUCCGAGCUCAGUAUGGCGACAACUUCUAUCCUCGUUGCAGGCUCACCUGUAUUCUCAUUUCUUGUAGCCGCCGCUGCGGGGACAAUUGCCUGGCAGCUAUUUACCUAUGUUCGUAGGCGCAUCGCUCUCCUCGCCGUCAGCAAAAUCCCUGGUCCUGUCUCCCAGUCAUUUUGGAGUGGUAACCUGGUGCAAUUCACCAGUCGGGCCGGUGAGGCGUUCCAGCGGCACGUCGCUCUAGAUUAUGGGUCGGUCGUGAAGCUGCACGGCUUUUUCGGGGAACCGAUUCUCUACGUGGCUGAUCCUAAGGCGCUACAUGCGAUACUCAUCAAGGAAGAGUAUAUUUUCCAGGAAGCAAACGAGUUCGUUGGGAUCAACAAGAGCGUAUUCGGGACCUGUUUGAUCUCGACGAUCGGCCCGCACCACGGCAAGCAGCGCAAGCUGCUCAACCCUGUGUUCUCAGUCGCCCAUAUGCGCCAUAUGUUACCUCUGUUCUAUGAGCUGGGGAAUAAAUUCCGAGAAGCGAUCGGGUCACGCGUCAGCGACGGCCCUAAGGAACUCGACAUGACGGCCUGGCUCGGACGCGUUGCCCUGGAACUGUUAGGACAAGGUGCUCUGGGAUACUCCUUUGACCCGCUCGUGACGGACGAUCCAGAUGCGUAUGGCGAAGCUUUGAAGAGUCUGGGCCCAGAGCUGGACGGGCUGAUGUUCCUCCGCAAGUUUGCACAUCCUUCCGAGAUCCUCCCUAGUUGGCUUCGCCGCGCUCUCGUCAAUUUAUUCCCUCCCGGCACUCGCAUUCACACCUUGGUUCAGAUGGUUCAUAUCUUGGACAGCAGUACUAAGACGAUUUACGCGGACAAGAAACGCGCUUUCGAAAGGGGUGACACUGGUAUGACGAAAAACGCCGGACAGGGUAAAGACCUUAUGAGUAUACUCCUGCGGGCCAAUGCUGCGGCGGAUCCGAAGGAUCGACUUCCAGACGAGGAGGUGAUCUCGCAGAUGUCUAUGUUUAUCAUCGCUGGUUUGGACACGACAUCGAAUGCGCUCUCGCGCAUUCUGACUGUAUUGGCGGAUCAUCCCGACCGCCAGCAGGAACUCCGGCAAGAGCUCUUGGAUGCAAAUGCCGCCGUUGGGAUCUCAUACGACGAUUUGAACAAGCUGCCUUUCCUCGAUGCGGUCAUCCGGGAGACGCUGAGAGUCCAUCCUCCGGGCACGAUCCUAUUCCGAGUAGCUAAUAAAGACACUGUGCUUCCUCUAUCGGAGCCGAUUCAAAUCGCUGAUGGGAAGUUCAUGGACGCGAUCCCCGUUACGAAAGGCUCGCAGUACCUCGUCGGUUUCGCCGGUUCCAACAUGAGCAAGGCGAUGUGGGGCGAGGACGCGGCUGAGUGGAAACCAGAGCGCUGGCUGUCCCCUCUUCCGGCGGCAGUUACGGAUGCACGGAUCCCCGGGGUCUACUCAAACUUGAUGACGUUCUCCGGAGGCAAGCGCUCCUGCAUUGGCUUCAAGUUUUCCGAAAUGGAGAUGAAGGUCGUACUAUCCGUCCUCCUGUCGAAGUUCACCUUCGAGCCGAGCGGCAAGCCAAUCCAUUGGAACGUCGGCUUGGUCUAUUACCCCACGGUUGGUGAGGAGAGCAACAAACCGGAGCUGCCGCUGAAGGUUGGCUUGUAUCAGCCGUCGGUGGUGAACUGAUAGGGUCACGCGAGUAC